UCCCUGUGUGUUCUGACGUCAUUUCCGUACAAAACAGACAAUUGUUGACAAGAAACCCACAAAGAUGUCGAUGUCGGAAGACUCCGAUUAUGAUCACUCUGAUCACAUGGAAGAUGAUGAUUAUGAUUUUGGCGGUUACUAUGACAACGACACUGAUGACCUUGACAUAGACAAGCCCAAGAAGAGUGAAGAUCCUGAGUACUUUGAAUAUGAACUUCUGCAGGUAGAGGAUGUGGAACGUCUUCUAAAUGAAGAAGUGGAGGUCUUGUGUAGUGAAUUAAAGAUUGAUCCAUACCUUUCCAAAAUGCUGCUUCAGGUUCACGACUGGCAAAAAGACUCGAUUAUUGAACAACACAAAAGGAGCCCUUCCAAGUUAUUGGUCGAUUCCAAGAUCAUGCCUGCUCUCAAACAUCAGGAGGAUGCUGGGGUGGGCCAGAAGGAGUGCAGUGUGUGUUUCGAGCAGGCAAUGGCCGACACGUUCAGCUGUCUGACCUGCGGACACAUUUUCUGUAAGAACUGCUGGGAUAUCUAUUUCCAAAUACAGAUCAAACAAGGGAUCACUACAGGCAUUGAAUGCAUGCAGAAGGACUGCCAUAUUCUGGUCCCUGAGGAUUUCCUGUGCAAUGCCUUGUCAAAGCCUGAAUUACGAGACAAAUAUACACAAUUAUCCUUCACAGACCAUGUCAAGGGCCAUCCUGAGCUGAGAUUUUGCCCUGGUCCAAACUGUGCAGUAAUUGUCCGCUCUAGAGAACUGAAAUCAAAGAAAGUGGAAUGCAGUCAUUGUAAAACCACGUUUUGUUUUCGCUGUGGGAUUGACUACCAUGCCCCCACUGAUUGUGGAACAAUAAAAAAAUGGCUCACAAAAUGUGCUGAUGACUCGGAAACUGCCAACUAUAUUAGUGCUCACACCAAAGAUUGCCCUAAAUGUCAUGUGUGUAUAGAAAAGAAUGGAGGCUGUAAUCACAUGCAAUGCACCAAGUGUAAGUUUGACUUUUGCUGGAUGUGCCUGGGGGACUGGAAGGCCCACGGCAGCGAGUACUACGAGUGCAGUCGCUAUAAGGAGAACCCGAACAUCGCCAACGAGUCAGUCCACGCUCAGGCCAGGGAGGCGCUCAAGAAAUAUCUCUUCUAUUUCGAAAGGUACGAGAACCAUGCCAAAAGUCUUCAGUUGGAGGAACAGACCCUGCAGAGAAUCACAUCCAAAAUCCAGGACAAGGUCAUGAAGAACACAGGGACCUGGAUAGACUGGCAGUACUUGCUGGACGCUGCCACACUGCUGAAAAAGUGCCGGUACACACUGCAGUACACAUAUCCUUAUGCUUACUACAUGGAAAAGGGAGCUAGGAAACAGCUGUUUGAGUACCAGCAAGCGCAGUUAGAGGCGGAAGUGGAGAAUUUGUCAUGGAAAGUGGAGAGAGCUGAAAUUACCGACAGAGGGGAUCUAGAAAACCAAAUGGAUGUGGCUGAAAAACGAAGACUAACACUGUUAAAAGAUUUCUUGGAAAUAUGAACCAACUUUAUCUUUUGUUUGGGAACUGUGUGAAAUCUGUGAAUAACAGGUGAAAAUUUUUUCUUAUUUUCCUGUACGCAAAACCAUGACGCCAGGAAUUCUACCACUACAAGCUAGUGGUGAACACGAUCUUCAUUCAUGUCAUGAAGAGAACAGAUUGAUAUAUGCAUGUUCACAGCUGUGUAAAGAUGUGAGGUAAUCAAGAGAGGAAUUUAAGAUAAUAUGUGUGUCUUGCUUUUAAGAUAUCUAGUUCCAAAAUUAACUUUGGGGAUCUUUUGAAGUGUUUUUUUUUUGCUACAAUAUCAGAAAGUGUUUUCCUGUAUCAAAGUGCCAUGUGACAACUAAUAAAAAUACUUGGCAUCUGUGACUUGUUACAGACAUAGGCAAUUUUUUCUGGUGGUCACAGUGUUGAUUUUUUUUUUCAUAAGAGCUGGUUCAUUCAUGAUGACAUGCAUUCGUUUUAGUUGGCAUUUAACACUAUAAAAUUCUGGGUUCAAGUAACAGUAAAAUUAACAGGAUAUGCUUCCCACAUUGGUGUAAAUGCCAACUUUCCAUGCUAAGAGGUCCAGGUUUUUUUUUUUAAAUCUCUUGAAACAAAUUUCCAGUGUUGCACUUUUUCAAUUUUACUCUGAAGGUGCCCUUGAGAAAAUUAUUACUAAACUGACCUGCUUAGAAAAACAAGAUAUUAUGCUGUGAUCUCCUUCAUCAUAUUGAACUUUGCAUUCACAGAAUUUAUUCUGUAUAUCCCUAAUUCUGUCAAAAAUACGAGUCAUACUUCAGUUCUAUGAGAAAGGGAGAAAAAAAUAUCAUCAGUUUGCAUGCAUUCAUGUAACGUGUCAGGUAACUUUCAUUUUCGUUUUUCAUUUUUGCACGAGGUCAAAGGGAUAAUGUGUAAGAUGAGGUGUAGUUGUCAGAGAGGAAUAAAUGAAAGCCAAAAAAAAAGGUUAUUGUGAGAAAAUGUUGUCACAUCUGUGAAAAAUACUAGUCACAUGACAUUUACUGUAUGUAUAUUGUACUUAUUGUGUGUAUUUAUUGUAUUUAUUAAUGAGCUUUAUGUAUUAAUGAAUUUAUUUAUUCUUAUUUAUAGAAUAAGGAACUGUCUUUCUUUUAGCUACAAGAUAAUAUUGUUGUGAAUUUUUUUUUAAAUUGUGCAUGUUAACAAUUUUUUAUGCUACUUUAAAAAUAGAAAUCAUGUUCUUUUUUUUCCCAUACUUUUCCAUACCUCUCAUGUACUAAUAAAUCGUGUGUUGAUUUAGAAAAAAUAUCAUGAUUGAUUCGCUAAAUGCAUUUAAUAAAUAAGAUAAAAUUGAUGGUAACUUUGCUCUAGCCAUUUAAUAUUUGCGGAAGGAUGUACAUAUGGUAAUUGCAAUAUAUCAGAAGAAAUAUAAUGUAACAUUGGAAAACCAUAACAUUCCAAGUUAUAUCAGUAUUUUUCCAUACCCAAGAAAGAAUUGUUCUCAUAAAACUGCUGUAAAAAUGGGCUACAAGAAGAUUCAUGUAGCUUAUUUUGUACAUGUACUGUAGUUUACGUAAGAUGAUUUUUUCCAUGGACUGGAAAGCCCAUACUGUGGAUGCACAGUGUACACAUAUAAAAUUGAACUUGCUUGACAAGUCAAGGUAUAUUGUAUAAAAAAAAGUUGUGACUUUUCUUUUACAUGUAUAUCACAAAUAUUUUUCUUUAAUUGAUAUAAUCAUCCCUUAGAAAGACGUGCUAAAUAUCUUGAUCUGUAAUUGAUCCAUCAGACAUUUUUUUUCUAUUUGAUGAGUGAUGCGUAAAUUCAGAACAUGUAACAAUGGAACUUUCUUUAGUUAAUAUAAACAUGAUUUACCCUAAUGUAUAAUUAAGAUCUUCAGAUCUUAGCAAAGUUUUAACACAGUUUGACAGUUAAUGCAUUCUCACUGAGACAAUGGUCAAUGGUUUCAAUCAUUUCAUUUCCAUGAGUAUCUCAAUUGGUAUAAAAUUCAUUAGUUUCAUGUAUGAGUGUUUUCACUCCCAUUUAAAAAAGUCUCCGGGUCAGAACACGUUUCAAAAAGGAGGAUGUGUAUUCUGAAAAUGUGUGUGUUCAUGAUACCUGUACUUAAAUUAUAAUAUGCUUCUAAUAUGAUUUAAAAGAAUUGAAAUUGAUGAUUGAUGAUUGAUAUGUAUUUAAAUUCAUUUUUUGAAUACAGAUUCUGAAUAAUUUGAAAUUAUUAUGAAGAUUAGAUUUUCAAUGUAUAAAGGAAAAUUAAUGCACGUGUUGAAAUGAAAAAAAAAGCCGAUUUAUUUUGUUUGAAUUCAAAUACAUGAGAUGUAGCUACAUGUACAUGUUAUUGUUAAUAAAUACUGUAAAAAUAUGAAUGGAUUUUGGUACCAUUUCGUUAUGCUCAUAAGCAUAAGUUAAUUUUUCAUUUUAAGAUAUAACUUUAAUUUUAAUUUAACAAAUGAUAAAAUGAUGGUCGUAAUUUUAUUUUUUCUUUGGAAUUUCAGAGAACUAAAGAUAGGUUCUGUACUUCUGUUCUCCGUUUUUACAAACUUGCAAACUUAUUUAAAAUGGGAAUAUGAUAUUAACACCAUGUGUUUAUACGUCUACUAUAUAACCUUAAAAUGAUAUUUUUCAAGCAUUAAACAUGAUUACAUUUUCAUCAAUAAACUUAUUGUACUUAU
Magallana angulata is the source of this 4154-nucleotide messenger RNA. Its product is annotated as potential E3 ubiquitin-protein ligase ariadne-2-like. Gene Ontology annotation, cellular component: ubiquitin ligase complex; cytoplasm. The transcript is spliced from 14 exons. The coding region runs from base 65 to 1510 and encodes 481 amino acids. Gene Ontology annotation, molecular function: zinc ion binding; ubiquitin conjugating enzyme binding; ubiquitin protein ligase activity. Gene Ontology annotation, biological process: ubiquitin-dependent protein catabolic process; protein polyubiquitination; positive regulation of proteasomal ubiquitin-dependent protein catabolic process. Lineage: Eukaryota; Metazoa; Mollusca; Bivalvia; Ostreida; Ostreidae. The record is from RefSeq and is a predicted model, not a curated record.